Molecule: messenger RNA, 2469 nt
Organism: Arabis nemorensis
Lineage: Eukaryota; Viridiplantae; Streptophyta; Magnoliopsida; Brassicales; Brassicaceae
Source: the annotation of a GenBank genome assembly
AUGUCCGCCCUGAAAUCUGUCUCUUCCUAUAGACUCGCGACUCUCCUCCGCCGUGAGAAUGAUCCGUCCGCCGCAAUUAAGCUUUUCCGAAACCCUUUUCCAGAAUCAACAAACCCCAAAAAACCCUUCAAAUACUCACUUCUUUGCUACGAUAUCAUCAUCACGAAACUCGGUAGCUCCAAGAUGUUCGAAGAGCUAGAUCAAAUACUUCUCCAGCUCAAGACUGAUACUCGAAUCGUUCCUACAGAGAUUAUAUUUUGUACCGUGAUCAAUUUCUUCGGCCGUGGAAAGUUACCCAGUCGUGCGCUCCACAUGUUCGACGAAAUGCCUCAAUACCGUUGUCAACGCACUGUGAAAUCCGUGAACUCUCUGUUGAAUGCGCUUUUGAAGUGUGGGGAGUUUGAAAAAAUGAGGGAACUUCUUUUGAGUAUUGAUAAGUUUGGUAAGCCAGAUGCUUGUACUUACAAUAUACUGAUCAAUGGAUAUUCAAAGACCGGGUUUUUCGAUGAUGCUUUGAAGGUAUUCGAUGAAAUGGUUAAGAAAAAGGUAAAGCCUACUGGUGUAACCUUUGGGACAUUGAUUCAUGGGUUGUGUAAGAAUUUGAGGUUGAAAGAAGCGUUGAAGAUGAAGCAAGAUAUGUUAAAAGUGUAUGGAGUUUGUCCCACAGUUCAUAUUUAUGCGUCGUUGAUUAAAGCGGUAUGUGGAAUCGGUGAAUUGAGUUUAGCGUUUAAGUUAAAGGACGAGGCGUAUGAAGGAAAGAUUAAAGUAGACUCAGCUAUCUACUCUACGUUGAUUAGCUCGCUUAUAAAAGCUGGAAGGUCUAGCGAGGUUUCGGGGAUCUUGGAAGAAAUGAGUGAAAAAGGAUGCAAACCCGACAUAGUGACUUACAAUGUACUGAUUAACGGUUUCUCUGUUGAGAACGAUAUCGAAUCAGCUUAUCGAGUUUUGGAUGAAAUUGUAGAGAAGGGUUUGAAACCAGAUGUUAUAAGCUACAACAUGAUCCUUGUCGCCUUGUUUAGAAUCCAAAAAUGGGAAGAAGCAACUUACUUGUUUGAAGACAUGCCUCGAAGAGGUUGCAUCCCUGAUGUCUUAUCUUAUAGGAUAGUUUUCGACGGGCUUUGCAAAAGUUUACAGUUCGAAGAAGCAACAAUUAUCUUGGACGAAAUGCUUUUCAAAGGCUACAAGCCUCACAGAGAUAGGCUAGAAAGAUUUCUGCAAAGACUAAGUGAGAUUGGAAAGUUGGAAAUUCUCGGUAAAGUUAUCGGUAGCUUGCAUAGAGGAAAUGCUAUUGAUUCAGAUCUCUGGAAGAAGUUCCUUUAUCAGCAAUACCGCGAUGCUAGGUCACUUGUGGUGCAAGUUGGUGUUUCCUUGAACCUUGUUCAGGUGUGUAAGAAUGAUUCAAGGGCACGAUCAGUAUCAUUGAAUGAAGGUGUUGAAGAAGUCCUAAGUUUAUCUGAUUCAGGACAAGAGUUCAGAGGAAUGAAUUUUGGAGUGAAGAUGAUGCAGAAGAAAGUGGCGGUUCUUUACCAUUAUCCUUGCCAUGACGGUGUUUUCGCAGCUUUAGCCGCGCAUCUCUACUUCUCGGCGAAUUCAAUCCCUUCGCUUUUCUUUCCAAACACAGUUUACUCUCCAAUCACAAUCAGCCAACUUCCUCUUCAAGAAAUCAGUCAUCUCUAUCUUCUUGAUUUCACAGGACAGCCCGGUUUCGUGCACCAAGUCUCUCCUAAAGUCGACAAUGUCGUGAUCCUCGACCACCAUAAAACCGCUAUUGAGAGCUUAGGUGAUGUCUCUUCGACUUGCAAGAACGUUACCAAAGUUUUGGAUAUAGGGAGAAGCGGCGCGACGAUUGCUUAUGACUAUUUUACUCAGAAGCUGAUUGAAGAAUGUCGAGGUAAUUGCAGAGAGAUGAAUGAUUUCAAGAGAAUGAGACGUGUUUUCGAGUACAUUGAAGACGCGGAUAUCUGGAAGUGGAAAUUACCGGAGAGCAAAGCAUUCAACAGCGGAAUAUUGGACUUAAAGAUCGAAUACGAUUUCAAUCAGAACCAAUCACUGUUUCAUCAGCUACUCUCAUUGGAUCAUGACAGUGUGAUCAACAGAGGAAAAGAGAGUUUAUCUAGGAAACAUAAACUGAUUCACGAGGCGCUGGAACAGUCCUACGAGAUUGUUCUUGGAGGCGAUGAAGAGUUUGGUCGGUGUUUAGCUGUAAACGCAGAUGAGAUUGCGGAACUUAGAAGCGAACUCGGGAAUCAAUUAGCUGAGAAGAGCAAGAAUCUGAAGUUCCGAGGUAUUGGAGCUGUUGUUUACAGAGUCCCCGAGCUUGGAGAUGAGACCAAACUGAAAGUAAGUUUGAGGAGUGUUGCGGAAGAAGACACAACACCGGUUUCUCAGAGAUUCGGAGGUGGUGGUCAUAAGAAUGCAAGCUCCUUCUUGUUAAGCUCCAUGGAGUUUGAGCAAUGGAAGGUGAAAUAG